AAUGAUGGAACAGUGGACUCCUGUGUUAUUGGAUAAUGGUAAACAUGCUAUAAAUGGUUGCAAUAUAGUGUUGCAGCAUACAGAAACAAAUGAAAUUGGAUAUAUAGAAAACACAAUAGAAAACAGAGAAAUGUUUGGAGUAAUUGAACCAGAAGAAAUUGGUCAUUUCAAUGUAGCUGAAACAUCUGAGGACGGAGUAUCAAAAGAGAUUUGCAAAAUUGAAUGGGGAGACGAAACCAAACUAUUAUUAGAUUUGAAUUAUGAAUAUCUACCUCAAGUGGGUCCUAUGAAGAAAUUUAAAUCGAAGAAAAAAAUGUGGGAACAAAUAUCAGAAGACAUUCAAAAUAAAUUAAAACUGAUUCGAACAGCUUUACAAUGUGAAACUAGAUUCAAAACGAUUAAAAGGCGAAAGAAUUGUUUCGAAACAAACAACAGACAGUCUGGGAAUAAUCCUAUUAAUAUUCCUUAUGAAGAUGAAUUUAAUAAAAUAAAAAGCAUCGACGAUAGUAUAGAACCAGAAAUAUUGGUAGAUGUCACACAUAAGGUUGUAAAUACAAAAGAACCGUUAUCACGGAAUGAGAUCUCAACAUUUAAAAAAGAAACGAUGGAAAAAUCUAAAGCUGUUGAAAGCGGAUCUAAAAGAAAAAGUGAUAAAAUCACAGAGACUCUAAUUAACAUACAUCAUGAGAAAGAAGCUGCCAGAGAAAGAAGACAUCGCGAAAAAAUGGAGAUGUUAGAAAAACUGAUAAAAAAACAAAAAACUUGUAACUGCGACAAAUAACUGUUUAGGCCUAUCUACACUUUG
Anoplophora glabripennis (Asian longhorned beetle) is the source of this 805-nucleotide messenger RNA. RefSeq lists its product as uncharacterized. The record is from RefSeq and is a predicted model, not a curated record. Bases 2 to 781 code for a protein of 259 amino acids. The transcript has 2 exons. Lineage: Eukaryota; Metazoa; Arthropoda; Insecta; Coleoptera; Cerambycidae.